AUGACAAGUCCGCCUUUUGUCUCAGAAAACGCCUCCACCACCACCACCACCACCACCACCACCACCACCACCACCACCACCACCACCACCACCACCACCACCACCACCAACGGGGACACUCUGGCACCACGCCAGCAAACAGCCAUAUCCUCCCUUCCACCAGUAAUAUGGGCUCCACCCCAACCUGCCCUCAUUGAGGUCACACCUUCACAUCACACACUGGCUUGGUUGGUCACUUACGAGUCCGCCGCACUGACACCGACGAACCAGUGCCGGUAGCCCCAACAUACACACGUCACACCCGCCUCAUCUGUCCACACUGCCUGCAGGGCAUUCAAUCACGUUCCGCAGUUCAGACUGCAUCGCCCAUCUCGCCCUGCUACUUUUGAACCAACACCACAACACUCGUAUACAUGCCACCCACCGUAACAUCAUGCAACUCUCCUGCAGUAAAAAUGCGACCUUCUUUGCCAUCGCUGAUAUGAAUGGCGAAACAUCGCAUGUCUGAACAUGCAUGUCUCACGCAAGGGGGUGCAUGCCCUCUGGCUACUUCUGGUGCAUGAACCUGGGACCCGGUUUUGUGUGUGCGUGACCCACGUGCAUGAGUUGUUUAACUCUGUCAGCCACUGAGCCGAACCCCACCAGCAGUCAGUUGACAGGAUCGGAUAGUUAACUAAUGCAUGCGAGAGGGAACAGAGAGUGAUGCACGGCAGAUCAGCAUAAUCUUCACUUAAAUAAAUCUGAUACGUUUUAAUCCAUCGCGACGCGCUACCAGUUUGUCACCUGGAAGCUUGCCAAGGCGACCUUUAUGACACUCUUACUGAUAUAAGACUUGAGAGACCUUUGUAGAGGUCUGGUACCUGGGGUACCCGGCCCAGGUCGUAUGUGUGGCGUGCUCAGACCGGAAGUUCAGCGUUAUCAGCUACUGCGCCCACACUCAUCUCCGGUCGUCAGGUCGUGUUGCCAUCGGACCAACGCAAUGGAUGCUGCGGAAGACUACCUCCUCACAAACAAAUCCACGCGCACACAGUGAACGUUGUCUUUCGAAUGGCCGAACUGUCGUAUGUAUGUGUGUGUGUGUGCAGAAGUCAAAUUAAUUCUUUGGGAAUGUAACAAAUGCUCUUCAAAGUUGUCGUUCGAAUGGUCGAACUGUCGUGUGUGACGGCAUCGUUGUCACCGAACUAGUCUUGAUGUUAGAGGUGUGCGCGACCGAGGACGGCUAGCGCUGUCGACUGGACCAUGUCUGGCAGUUAACAAUAUCGGUCCUCCAUGUGGGCGUUCUCGUCAGCGGAGGCAGCGACUGGAAAGACCGACCAUCGCCUCGUCAUUUUGAAAAUGCGUAUUCGUCUACAGCCUCGCAGGAGACCUCAAGGUAAGCGACCCCCAAGGUAAGCAGAAUAUUUCCUUGUUGUCUUUGCCCGCUCACCAUCUUCAUUUCAGCAAUGAGCUAGCUCAACGGCUAGCCAACCUUCCAGUCGCUGUCGCCGACGCCGCCACCGACGAGAACGCCUCAGUGGAAAAUCGAUGGUGUCAACUGCAGGACACAGUCCAGUCGACGGCGCUAGUCGUCCUUGGUCGCGCACGCCGCCAACACCAGGACUGGUUCGAUGACAACGACGCCGUCAUCAGCAGUCUGCUCGCCGAGAAGAACCGCCUACACAAAGCCUACAUAGACCACCCCACUGAUGCCAACAGAGCUGCUUUCCAAUAG
This is a messenger RNA of Spirometra erinaceieuropaei, 1711 nucleotides long. The record is from the annotation of a GenBank genome assembly. NCBI's taxonomy places the organism in Eukaryota, Metazoa, Platyhelminthes, Cestoda, Diphyllobothriidea, Diphyllobothriidae.